Molecule: messenger RNA, 960 nt
Organism: Sciurus carolinensis (gray squirrel)
Lineage: Eukaryota; Metazoa; Chordata; Mammalia; Rodentia; Sciuridae
Product: olfactory receptor 4S2-like
Exons: 1
Coding region: 16-960 (314 amino acids)
Biological process (GO): G protein-coupled receptor signaling pathway
Cellular component (GO): membrane
Molecular function (GO): G protein-coupled receptor activity; olfactory receptor activity
Source: RefSeq, a predicted model, not a curated record
UACUGGACUCAUUCCAUGGAAAAAAUAAACAUUGUAACUGAAUUUAUUUUCCAGGGCCUUUUUCAGAACCCACAGGUUGAAGCAGCCUGCUUUGUGGUGUUCUCCUUCUUCUACACAGUCAUUUUUCUGGGAAAUUUCCUCAUCAUGCUGACCAUCUUCAUGGGAAAUCUUCUGAAGACUCCCAUGUAUUUCUUCCUCAACUCCUUGUCAUUUGUGGACAUUUGCUUCUCUUCGGUCACAACCCUCAAGAUGAUUGUUGACCUGCUAGCAAAGAAGAAAACUAUCUCAUUUGUGGGGUGCAUGCUACAAGCUUUUGGGGUGCAUUUCUUUGGUGGCACUGAGAUCUUCAUCCUCAUAGUAAUGGCCUAUGAUCAUUAUGUGGCCAUCUGUAAACCCCUGCACUACAUGACCAUCAUGGACUGGGAGAGGUGCAGCAAAAUAUUGUUGGGGACCUGGGUAAGUGGAUUCUUGCAUUCCAUUAUCCAAGUGGCUCUGAUAGUCCACCUAGCCUUCUGUGGACCCAAUGAGAUCGAUCACUACUUUUGUGAUGUCCGUCCUGUACUCAAACUUGCCUGCACAGACACCUAUGUUAUUGGUGCUGUUGUGACAGCCAACAGUGGUACUGUCACUCUGGGGAGUUUUGUAUUUUUGCUCAUCUCCUAUAGUGUCAUUCUGGUGUCUCUGAGAAAGCAGUCAGCAGAAGGAAGACGCAAAGCUCUGUCCACCUGCAGUGCCCACAUUGCGGUGGUCAUCAUCUAUUUUGGUCCCUGUGUGUUCACAUACAUGCGCCCUAAUGUGACCUUCUCAGAGGAUAAGAUGGUGGCUGUGUUUUACACCAUCAUCACUCCCAUGCUAAAUCCUAUGAUUUAUACUCUGAGAAAUGCAGAAGUAAAGAAUGCCAUGAGGAAAUUGUGGAGUGGAAGGUUUUCGAGAACGCUAAUGGCAAAUAGUUGGAAGUAA